AACAAAAAAUAAAAAAGACAGGCGUGAAGGCAAAUUUCAGAUAAAAACUCUUCAGUUGCUUACUCUAAUUGUCUCCCUCACCAUCUCUCUCAAUCACUAGACUCUACAAAGACUAGAUAAUAUGCAAGAAACUCUCAGUUUUAAUGCUGUUUCAUAAUGGUAUCAUAAUGAUAAAAAACUUCAACCUCUUCUUCUUUGAAGAAGACCACCAUUUUUGUAACCAUUAUGGCAUUUCAAGAACAAGAUAACCAAUUAAUUCUUGAUGGGUUAUUGUGUGAAGAGGAAUGUAUUGAGGAAAAGCAAGAAAUAAAUGAAGUUUUUCAUAAUUUUUAUGUGAAAAAGGAGCCAUCUUUUUCAGUUUGUUCUUUGUUUGAGCAUGACUUGUUUUGGGAAGAUGAUGAGUUAUUCAAUCUAAUGGCCAAAGAAAAAGAUGCCCAGUUUGGUUUUAAUGAUAUGGAAUCGGUUAUGUGUAAUGGGUCUGUAAUGGUGGCUCGUUAUGAAGCUGUGGAGUGGAUUUUGAAAGUUAAAGCACAUUAUGGGUUCACUGGUUUGACUUGUGUUCUUGCUUUGAAUUACUUUGAUAGAUUUGUUCUGAGUUUAAAGUUUCCUGAAGAUAAGCCAUGGAUGGGUCAACUUGCUGCUGUUGCUUGUUUAUCUCUGGCUGCUAAAGUUGAGGAGACUCAAGUGCCCCUUCUUCUAGACUUGCAAGUUGAGGAAGCUAAGUAUGUGUUUGAAGCCAAGACUAUUAAAAGAAUGGAGCUUUUAGUGCUGUCUGCUCUUCAAUGGAGGAUGAAUCCUGUGACUCCAAUUGCAUUCUUUGACCAUAUUAUAAGGAGAUUUGGCUUAAAGAAUCACUUGCAUUUGGAGUUUCUUAGGAGAUGUGAGCGUUUACUUCUCCAUGUUAUUUCAGAUUCAAGGUUCAUGUGUUAUCUUCCUUCCGCAUUAGCUACUGCGAUUAUGCUUCAUGUUAUUAAAGAGGUUGAGCCAUGUAAUGAAGGGGAAUAUCAAAAUCAACUUAUGUCCGUGAUCCAAAUCGAUGAGGACAAAGUGAACGAGUGUUACAAGCUCAUUUUGGAGCUACCAGGCAACGAAAUCCCUAGUUACAAACGCAAAUAUCCGUCGGCACCUGGCAGUCCAAAUGGUGUCAUUGAUGCAUAUUUCAGCUGUGAUAGCUCAAAUGAUUCUUGGAAUGUUUCAUCAUCAGUUUCUUCAUCGCCAUUACCUCAAUUCAAAAGGAGUAGAAUCCAGGAUCAGCAGAUGCGGUUGCCCUCACUACAUCGUACGUUUGUGGAUGUGCUUACUAGUCCUCGUUAAUCUUUACUUUUUCCUAUUGCCUACUAUAGAGUAUGUCACUAGUUGACAACUUUCUCUAUUUAUGGAUCAAUCAUUGUAUGCUGUUCGUGAGGCUUAGUCUUUUGAUGCUAAACAAUAUCAUCACAUUUCUGGCCUUAUGCUAGAAACUUAUUCAUUCUCCGAAAGAAAACUAGAAAUGCAAUCUGAUCUAUUUGUUAGAGAAUGAAAUGAAGUAUGAUCUAUUUUAAGAUUGUUCA
Molecule: messenger RNA, 1550 nt
Organism: Mercurialis annua (annual mercury)
Lineage: Eukaryota; Viridiplantae; Streptophyta; Magnoliopsida; Malpighiales; Euphorbiaceae
Product: cyclin-D3-3
Exons: 4
Coding region: 226-1314 (362 amino acids)
Biological process (GO): regulation of cyclin-dependent protein serine/threonine kinase activity; mitotic cell cycle phase transition
Cellular component (GO): cyclin-dependent protein kinase holoenzyme complex; cytoplasm; nucleus
Molecular function (GO): cyclin-dependent protein serine/threonine kinase regulator activity
Source: RefSeq, a predicted model, not a curated record